AUGCUCGGCAACUCAAGACCUGAGUAUAUCUUCAUUCGUGUUUGCAUCGUGCUCCUGCGCGCUGUCGCGCCACUUAGCAUCGCGUACCUUGCUCUAUGCCUCGUCUUACGCAGGGUCACCUUCUCGCGUCUCGUAUGCCUUGUUGCUCUUGCGGAGACGCUAUUUUUUCUCUGCGUAUACCUACCGAGGAAGAAGUCGCUGCAAAAGCACAUACACUUUCCACGACGACUAGAUCGUCAAGCCCGACAGGAACUCUUCCAACGCUGCGUCCACACCGCCGCUGACAGCACCGCGUACCCCUCGGGCUGGUUUCUCCCCAUCCCCACCAACGGUAAGUCAUCCCCAACCCCAAGCCAAACCAAUCCCGCCCCAGCCACUCUGAGCUACGAGAGUGUGCGCGAGUGGCUCCUCUGGGCCUUCUUCCAUGCCGAGGUGCACGAAGCGCGCGACGACUGGACGGAGGAGAUCGAUGAAUACCUCGCCGCGGUCGAGGAGUACACGGGGCGACCGCUGGAUAGGGAGAUGGUGGCGACGUCGCGCGGGAUGCGCGUGACGAUGGACACGGUGCCGACGGUCUAUCGGCCGUUGAUAUGGUAUGGGAUCGUCGCGGGAGUGGACCACUCGACGGCGGCAAGAUUGUGGUACAUGGGUUUCGAGCACUACGCUCCCGCGCGAGCCUUCGACAUGUUCCCGCCGCGCCUGUGGACGCCCUUCUCCAAGCCGUCAGCCGCCGCCCCCUACUCCUACUGGUACCGACCAGGUAGCAAGUCCUCCACCGCCCUCCCCAUCCUCUUCAUCCACGGAAUUGGGAUCGGCCUGUACCCCUACCUCCCAUUCAUCGCCGACCUCAUCGCCCGCGACCCUUCCCAGCCCAUCCUCCUCCUCGAGCUCCUCCCCAUCAGCAUGCACAUCACGCACCCGCUCCCCCCGCGCGACACCUCCCUCGCCGCCCUUCGCGCCCUCCUCCGCGCGCACCGCCUCCCCCGCGUCGUCCUCGCCGCGCACUCCUACGGCACCGUCCUUGCCGCGCACAUCUUGCGCUCACCGCUCCGCUCGCACGUCUCCGCAGUCGCCUUAAUCGACCCCAUCCCCUUUCUGCUCCACCUCCCGGACGUCGCGCACAAUUUCCACUAUCGCGAGCCGAAGGAGGGGCGCGCGAAUGAGUGGCAGUUGUGGUACUUUGCAGGGCGCGACCCGGAUAUCGCGCGCACGAUCGGGCGCGCGUUCUUUUGGGCUGAGAAUGUGCUGUGGGAGGAAGACGUGCACGCGUUCUGUCGGGGGGAGGGGGAGGGUGGCAUCAAGAAUGACAGGGAUAGAGAAUGGAAGGACAGACGGAACUUCACGGUUGUGCUCUCCGGCGAGGACCAGAUCGUGAACGCGGAGGCGGUGAGGCGGUACUUGACGAAGGAGGAGCGGCCGCGGUCGAGGUGGUUGCGGCAGGGAGGUGCCGACGAGGGCGAUCUGGAGGUGCUCUUUUAUCGAGGACUGGACCACGCGCAGGUGUUCGAUACGUCCAAGAGGCGGAAACCGCUCGUAGACAGCGUUAGUCGAUACGCGCAUGGGGCGUGAGGGGGUGGGGGGAUUCAUAU
Molecule: messenger RNA, 1589 nt
Organism: Schizophyllum commune H4-8
Lineage: Eukaryota; Fungi; Basidiomycota; Agaricomycetes; Agaricales; Schizophyllaceae
Exons: 4
Coding region: 1-1569 (522 amino acids)
Source: RefSeq, a predicted model, not a curated record